This is a messenger RNA of Esox lucius (northern pike), 1505 nucleotides long. RefSeq names its product potassium channel subfamily K member 13. Gene Ontology annotation, molecular function: potassium ion leak channel activity. NCBI's taxonomy places the organism in Eukaryota, Metazoa, Chordata, Actinopteri, Esociformes, Esocidae. The record is from RefSeq and is a predicted model, not a curated record. Gene Ontology annotation, cellular component: membrane. The coding region runs from base 1 to 1281 and encodes 426 amino acids. Gene Ontology annotation, biological process: potassium ion transmembrane transport; stabilization of membrane potential. The transcript has 3 exons.
AUGGCUCGUAAACGGGGUGGUGGCUGCUGCCCCCGUCCGCCCCUCAACGAGGACAACGCACGCUUCUGCCUGCUGGCAGGUCUCAUUCUGCUUUACCUGCUGUGCGGAGCGGCUGUGUUCUCGGCGCUGGAGCGUCCCAGUGAGCUCCGUGCCCGUCUCCUCUGGGACCAGCAGCUGGCUAACUUCACCCAGAACCACCGGGUGAGCCUGGGAGCCCUUCACGCGCUGCUGAGACAGUAUGAAGAGGCCAACGGGGCGGGCAUCAGAGUGGAUGCUCUUAGGCCCCGCUGGGACUUCUCAGGAGCCUUUUACUUUGUCGGCACGGUGGUGUCCACCAUUGGUUUUGGUAUGACCACCCCUGCUACCAUCCCUGGGAAGACAUUUCUGAUCUUCUACGGCCUUAUUGGCUGUGCCGCCACCAUCCUCUUCUUCAACCUCUUCCUGGAGAGGAUCAUUACCAUGUUGGCCUACAUCAUGCGCUGGUGCCACGAGCGGAGAAUGAGGCUCUCAGGGGUGGGGUCUGGGCCUGAGGAGCCCCGCGGUGAGGAGGACAGCUUGGAGGGCUGGAAGCCCUCUGUCUACUACGUGAUGCUCAUUUUGGGGGUAGCUUCCGUGCUGAUCGCCUGCAGUGCCUCCUUUCUGUACUGCUCCAUGGAGGACUGGAGCUACGUAGACUCUCUGUACUUCUGCUUUGUGGCCUUCAGCACCAUUGGGUUCGGAGACCUGGUGAGCAGCCAGAGGGAGCACUAUGAGGCCCAGGAUGCCUAUCGCCUAGGCAACUGCCUCUUUAUCCUCAUGGGCGUGUGCUGCAUCUACUCGCUCUUCAACGUCAUCUCCAUCGUCAUCAAGCAAACCCUCAACUGGAUCCUGGCUCGCCUGGCUUGCACAGGCCAGCGCUGUCCCUGCUCGCCCCCGCCUGCACGGCACCGGCAGAAACGCUUCAAACACAACAGUGUGCGGCCCACCCCAUCCCACGCCCCCGCGGGCGGACACCGCUACACGGACGCCUCGGUGGAGACGGUUUGUGACAGUGAGACGGACGCUGGGGCUGGUGUUGAUAGGGUUGCUGGGGGCAGGCGUCUCUCCGGGGAGAUGAUCUCCGUGAACGACUUCACAGCGUCCAAUAAGGUGUCUCUGGCGCUUCUGCAGAAGCAGCUGUGUGAGACAGCCCACCAGGGCCCCCGACAGAGCCAGGUUCCUCGCCACAAUGGUUUCUCUGGCGGGGUAGGUGCAUUCGCCAUCAUGAACAACCGACUGCAGGAGACCAGCGUGGACCGAUAGUCACUCCGAGCAGACCUUUCUUUUCCGCGGGUUAGUGUGGAUGCUGGAUUGUCUUCUGUUAAGUCUACAAUAACUAGGGACGUUUCAUCCUCAGAAUUAUUGUUUCUAGAUCAAACAGAACUGAAACAGAACGACUGGAUGGUACCGCUGGCCAUGCAUAUUUGCAAAUGUACAUACUGUAUAUUCAUAUAUCAAACGAAUAGGUUUUUCAUGUAAAUCAUGUU